UUCCCUCGCCUCCCUUCUCCAACUAUCACCAUGCGGGCACAGCGGCACGUCCUCCUCUUCCUUGUCCCCGCGUUCGCAGCCGCGCUUGCUUUCGCGGCCCCGUCAACGGACGACUUCGGGAGCGCGAUUACCUCAUCUCAGGAGCGCGCCCUGGUUCGGAGGCACGGAGACAUGCACGAGAAUAUGCAUGCUGCACCGGUCAUCGAACUGAACGAGACCAAGCUCCUCAUGUACCAUCAGCCAACUCCGCCAUCCUACUACACCAUCGACUUUGAAGAUGACUCGGGUGCUCCGAGGUACCCAGGCUUUAUGAUCCUUCAUAUCUUGUUCAUGUCCCUCGCCUUCUUCGGAGCACUUCCUGUCGGCAUUGCACUCCGCUCCGUCAAGCAUGCAUGGCACGGACUUACUGUGGUUCUCUUUUGGGCGUUUGUAGUACUUGGACUGGCUUCGAAUGGGAUCUAUCGCAAGUUGACACCCGACAUGUAUGAAGGGCAGACGCAUGGUUCGCAAGGCUAUUUCGUCCUCUUUGUGGCGGCAGCGAUUUCCGCACUCGAUUUGAUCGCCCUGGGCGGGCGUCUAGUGUCCUACAUCAGGAGCAUCAGGUCCGGCGAAGAAAGCUUCACUUUCAAGUCGUGCUGGAACACCGUAGUACUUGACCGCGAAGCGCCUGUGCGUGGCGUUGGUGCCGAGUAUACUGGCCUCGCAUCAGAGGAGCCAGAGGAGCCAGAGGACUACGAGACUGUCGAGCUCAAAGCGAGGGAGGUUGAAGACGAUGGCGCGGCUGAACCCAUCCACGUGCGCCGUGCUCAAUCCGUGGUCCCGAUUGAUUCGACGCCCAGCCCCCGAUCGUCGACCGAGGACCAUGCUCAGUGGGCUAACAAUGCGCCACGACACGCCGCAUACCCGCAGGACGCAUCUUCGGACCACACAAUGUUCGAGCGCACGCAUUCGCAAAGAGGCUCUGUUCACUCGGAUGAGACCCUUCAAGAUAACGUCCACAGCAGCUUGAAGUUCAGCAAGAUCGCGAUUCUGAAGAUGAUCGGUCGCGGUACUUUUGCUACCGUUGAGCGUACAUUGGUCUUCGCUGGUUAUUUCCAGCUCAUUACCGGCAUUGUCAUCUACACCGGAGGUUGCCGCCAGAAUUACACUAACGGCUGCCUUGCGCACUUAAUUAAGGGUGGAAUCUUUUGGUGUUACGGCCUUGCCACGUUCGGUCGUUUUCUCGGCUCCUUCUCUGAACUCGGUUGGGCGUGGAACCGCGCCCCCAGCGGCAACUAUCCUUCGGCAGAAUUUACCGAGUCAUUUGUUAUCUUCCUUUACGGCAUUACCAACACCUGGAUGGAGCGCUUCGGCGCACAUCCUGGAGACCCAUUCACCACCAAGGAAGUACAACACAUCUCCAUCGCCGUCAUGUACUGGUUCGCCGGCCUCAUUGGUAUGGCUAUCGAAUCCAAGCGCGUUCGUCGCUGGCUCGCUUCAAGUGCAACGGCUGCUCUUCCAAAAGCUAGUCGUUCACAAGAAGCUGUCGCGGAGCCACCGAGCUACAUCGCGAGCUUCAAUCCCUUCCCCGCACUUUGCAUCGGCAUUACCGGCGCUGCCAUGGCUGCGCAUUUCCAAGAGUACUUGUUCCAAGUACAAAUUCACCAGCUUUGGGGCAACCUCCUGACCGCGUUUGCCGUUCUCCGCUGCGUCACCUACUUCUUCCUCUGGCUCGGCCCCCCGCGCAGUAUCUUGCCUUCUCGCCCACCCACCGAAGCUCUCGCAUCCUUCUUCCUCUCGUGUGGCGGCCUUGUCUUCCAGUUCUCCACGGAAGAAGUUACCAUUGCCGCUAUGCGCCGUGGCCACGACGAUAUGAUGAUGUUCCUCAACGUCGCCGUCGCCGUUACCUGCUUCGCGUUCUGCUGGGCUCUCUGCAUUGUCGCCUUCAAGGGCUGGCUGAAAAGUCAUUCGCAGAGGACUGUGAAGUUCCACAGCUCAGCGUAACUGGGCGCCACGAAGACUCCGCUAGAUUUAACGACUAUCCUAUCUUCGCAUACCACGCCAGAUGGCACGAUUACUUUACGUUCCUCGCAAUUUAUUGAACAUGCGCGAUUUUUGCCCAACGACCUCCUCAUGUCCCUCCCGCUAUCGCAACAUUUCCAUUCCGUCCGCAGGGCUUCCUUCGCGCUUGAUGUCGUUGUGACUGCACCUUGCAUUUAACUUAAGUCUUUUCUCGCCGCACGUCAUGUGGAUGUCUACCGCAUUCUGCUCUCCUCCACGCACAUUCCCGUAUUGUACAGCUCCCUGUUCCCACUGUAGCGCUCCC
This is a messenger RNA of Phanerochaete carnosa HHB-10118-sp, 2305 nucleotides long. RefSeq lists its product as uncharacterized. NCBI's taxonomy places the organism in Eukaryota, Fungi, Basidiomycota, Agaricomycetes, Polyporales, Phanerochaetaceae. The record is from RefSeq and is a predicted model, not a curated record. The transcript has 4 exons. Bases 31 to 1983 code for a protein of 650 amino acids.